Molecule: messenger RNA, 1977 nt
Organism: Mizuhopecten yessoensis (Yesso scallop)
Lineage: Eukaryota; Metazoa; Mollusca; Bivalvia; Pectinida; Pectinidae
Exons: 2
Coding region: 133-1719 (528 amino acids)
Source: RefSeq, a predicted model, not a curated record
CUUUCGACCAGCAUGACAAAUACUAGGCUAAGCCACUACGGGAUCAGGACCUAACGGUAACCUGUAAAACGUCGAUGUUGAUCGUUGUGAAACUCCUGAACAUGCUGUAGCAAGACAAUAACAGACUUCAUCAUGCCAAGACGAAGGCUUCGGUCCCCUAGGACCAGGGUCCGAUAUGAUUCACCAGAUGAUUGCUGUACCGGAUGCUGUGCUACAUGCUGCUGUUGCUGUUGUUGGAGCCGGGCGAUGGUUGCGAGAAAAUCAAGAAUCAAGAUGUUGUGGAUGUAUGUACUUAUGAUUGGACUUGUCAUUGGUAUAACGAUAGGUGUUGUCUUCUAUGGAAGCCUGUUCACUGAUAUUUCUGCAUCAGACAUGAAAGUGAUAGACGGAAAGUUAUCACAUUUAUUCUGCGAUAGUGUUAAUAUUGACACAGCUAAUCCUACAAGUGACUUUGCCCCUUUUUCUGCAUAUAUUGUGGGAACUCCACUCAAAAUAGAUCCAACUCACAAAGAAAAUUAUGGAUUUCAAUUGAGUUUUGAUUUUCAUCAGCCAUGGACAUAUGCUACCCGCCAGUUUUAUCUACUGUCAGGGUCAUCGGCCAAACUGUUUUGUCCUCAAGUUACUGGCAUCAUGGGUGUUGUCAUUAUCAAAGGUCAGGCAAAUUAUACAGAAUUUAUACAAGAUUCACCUAAUUAUCAAUGCGUUGGAUGUGAGUACGCACAUGUUAUCUAUAAUGAACGACAUUCUGGACCAAAUUCCUGGACAUUUUCUGACACUGAUGAAUACUUCUUUGUAUUUAUUGGUCAGGAAUCAUUGUGGGCAUCGUGUGAACUUGAUCUUACCAGGACAGCAUACAAAACUGACAUCAGUACAUCCUCUUGCUACAAGGUAACCACUUGUGAGUUUAGUCUUGGUCUAGAAGAAAGCAAUCCCCCCAAACAGAUUAUAGUGAAACUGGAGCCUGAUAAGGUUGCGUCGGGUAAACGGUACAUGUACUCGACCACGUCUAUCCAGUCCACCUGUGUGGCCAGACUGUGGGUCUAUAUUGUCCUGUUUCUGUGUUGUCCAGGAAUUGUUUGCAUCAUUUUAAGUGUACUUAUCUACAAAUUUUGUGCCGACCCUGUAGAAGAUGAUGAUGAUGAUGAUGAUGAUAUUUCUGAUGAACAGUCUCCGUUGCUAUGGGACAGUGCCCCUAGUUAUUCUGGAGUUGUGGUUACAGAACCUCCUAAAUACGAGGACAUAAUGGCAGAUAAUGACAAUCAAUUACCUAGCUACGAAGAAGCUGUUGCAUCCGGAACUUUUCCAGCAGGAAAUUAUGGAGCUGUAGGAAACGUGGGUAUAAACCAUUCAGAACCAUUAAGGAACACUGAUGUCCCUGUUAACCAGGCAGACAAUCUGAGACAUGUCAGCAUCAUUGAUGUUGGUGCUACCAGCCGUGGACCUAAUCAGGAGGCUAAUGAAACAGAUAACACCCAGGGACCUGAGUCUCUUAACAACUUCCCCGAAGUGUCCAGUAGUGUCAACCUCGACCAGACCAGCCGUGUGCUUGUGAUGAAUCUGUCUGAUGAUGUCCAUACAGAUGACCUUGUAUCGCCCAGUGAUGACCUUGAACCGUCCAGCAGUGACUUUGACUCCGACUCGUCUGACAGUGCCGAUAGUGUUAUCAUAGACGAUGGUUCAGAACAAGUCAGAAAUACCUCUACAGAUACGAGGAAAUAGUUCUGCAGAGACAGGUCCUGAGCAAUUUUUAUUUAUUUAUGAAACUGAGCAGUAGAAGGGAGAUAACUUGUUAUAUAUAAUAAUUCUUGUUAUGCCUUAUGGUUUAAAUGUUGUUUCUUAAGUUGAGAUCGAAAAAUAUCAAAAAGAUUUAGAUGUGUUAAUGUUUUGCAUAUAGUUGACAUGGGGUUGCAUUUUUAGCUCACCUGGUCCGAAGGACCAUGGUGAGCUUAUGCCAUACCGCAGCGUCCGUCGUCCGUC